UCCGGGAUGGCGCAGGCGCGUUCCGGGAGCUGGUUCUUGGAGCACCGGGAGCCGGGCCGGGCGUGCGGGCGCGCGCGCGGGGAGUGUGCGGCCGGGGCGUGCGUGCGGGGUCUGGGCGGGCCGGGAGCGAUGGCCGAGGGCAGCGCCGUGUCGGACCCGCAGCACGCCGCGCGUCUGCUGCGAGCGCUCAGCUCUUUCCGCGAGGAGUCCCGUUUCUGCGACGCGCACCUGGUGCUCGACGGCGAGGAGAUCCCGGUGCAGAAGAACAUCCUGGCGGCCGCCAGCCCCUACAUCAGGACAAAGUUAAACUAUAAUCCUCCAAAAGAUGAUGGAUCAACUUAUAAGAUUGAACUUGAAGGGAUAUCGGUAAUGGUUAUGAGAGAGAUCCUGGACUACAUCUUCAGUGGGCAGAUCAGGCUAAAUGAAGACACGAUCCAGGACGUCGUCCAGGCUGCCGACCUGCUGCUGCUGACGGACCUCAAGACCCUGUGCUGUGAGUUCUUGGAAGGCUGCAUUGCUGCCGAGAACUGCAUCGGGAUCCGGGAUUUUGCGCUGCAUUACUGCCUGCAUCACGUCCACUACCUGGCCACAGAAUACCUGGAGACGCAUUUCCGAGAUGUCAGCAGCACCGAAGAAUUCCUCGAACUGAGUCCUCAGAAGCUCAAAGAAGUGAUUUCUCUUGAGAAGUUGAACGUUGGCAAUGAAAAAUAUGUAUUUGAAGCUGUCAUCCGGUGGAUAGCCCACGACACAGAAAUCAGAAAGGUGCACAUGAAGGAUGUCAUGUCAGCACUCUGGGUCUCUGGCUUGGACUCCAGUUAUUUACGGGAACAGAUGUUGAAUGAACCGCUGGUUCGAGAAAUUGUUAAAGAGUGCAGCAAUAUCCCCCUGAGCCAGCCACAGCAAGGAGAGGCCAUGCUGGCCAACUUCAAGCCCCGGGGCUACUCGGAGUGCAUCGUGACUGUCGGUGGGGAAGAGAGAGUGUCCCGGAAACCGACGGCCGCAAUGCGGUGCAUGUGCCCGCUCUAUGACCCCAACAGGCAGCUGUGGAUCGAACUGGCGCCCUUGAGCAUGCCCAGAAUCAACCACGGCGUCCUCUCCGCAGAAGGAUUUCUCUUUGUGUUUGGGGGCCAAGAUGAAAAUAAGCAGACCCUGAGCUCAGGAGAGAAGUAUGAUCCAGACGCAAACACGUGGACUGCGCUGCCACCCAUGAAUGAGGCAAGACACAACUUUGGUAUUGUGGAGAUCGAUGGAAUGCUGUACGUUUUAGGAGGAGAAGAUGGUGACAAAGAGCUGAUUUCCAUGGAAUGUUACGAUAUUUAUUCUAAAACCUGGACAAAGCAACCCAAUCUGACCAUGGUUAGAAAGAUUGGCUGCUAUGCAGCUAUGAAGAAAAAAAUCUAUGCCAUGGGUGGAGGAUCCUAUGGAAAACUUUUUGAGUCUGUGGAGUGUUAUGACCCCAGGACCCAGCAGUGGACUGCUAUCUGUCCACUGAAGGAGAGGAGAUUCGGGGCGGUAGCCUGUGGUGUUGCCAUGGAGCUGUAUGUGUUCGGGGGAGUCAGAAGUCGUGAGGAUAUCCAAGUUAAUGAGAUGGUCACUUGCAAGUCUGAGUUCUACCACGAUGAGUUUAAAAGGUGGAUCUACCUGAACGACCAGAACCUGUGCAUCCCUGCCAGCUCCUCCUUUGUGUACGGGGCCGUGCCCAUAGGAGCCAGUAUUUACGUCAUCGGAGAUCUUGAUACAGGUACCAAUUAUGACUACGUGCGUGAGUUUAAACGAAGCACGGGCACCUGGCACCACACAAAACCACUCCUUCCCUCUGACCUUCGCCGCACUGGGUGUGCAGCCUUACGUAUUGCAAAUUGCAAGCUCUUCCGCCUGCAGCUUCAGCAAGGCCUAUUCCGUAUUCGCGUCCAUUCACCUUGAGGAGGAGGCAGAGCGCAACGCAAGAUCCUGCCCCGAGAGCGCCAUGAAAUAGCUUUACGUCGGGGAGAAGAGGUGGCAGCUGAAACCCGCUGGGCGUGCUGGGCAUUGCUGUGGGACCUUCUCGGUGGUUCGUAAUGCUUCAAACGCUCGAGCCUCGGCUCUUGUUUGGGAGAAAGUGUCACUGUGGAAAAAAAUGCCUACGGGAAGCCAUUCCUCUAGUUAGGUGGGCCAUAGGCAAUGGAGGCUAGCCAACACGGGGAGGAAAGGGGGGCGAGUGGGAGUGGGUGUGAGGUAAAACAUCAGUUAAGACACCCAGGUACAUUCCCUGAAGGGAACCAUAGCUGCCUGGCUGCUGGGUUCAAGUGUGUGGCUUUGGUGAAUCAACAACAAACCAUAUAUGCAAGUCAACAUAUCCAGACACACCCAGAUUGCUUUUCUACUGCACUGGGAAGGAUCUAUUAUGCCUAACCCUGCCCGAGUUAAGAUUUGUGCCUAAAAUGUUAGAUUGGACAAUAAGCCAGUUAGUCUCUAUUUAUUACUAGUGUUACGUCUUACGAAUCUUUUAAAAGCCGUAUUAUGAUGGGUUGAAGCUAAGAUAAGAUUUCUCUUUAAUAACAUUCUAUCUUAGUCAUGUAAGGAUGCGAUGAGUUGGUAGUGAGGUUGUGAUGCUCCUGUGAGCGUGCGGGAAGUUGCUGGGCGCUGUGUCACUUGGGUGAGGUGUAGCCUGCCAUCCUUUCUGGGGUGUUACUUUGCAGUUGUGAAGGAGCUCGGCCCGUGCCCCUCUUCCUUUUCAUUUGUUCAAAAAGCAUUAUUUAAGCAUGAGGAUGUCGGGAGAAGGGGAUUUUUCUGAAAGGAAGACUUGAGUUGGACAAAUAAUAUAGGUCUGCUGUGACUGUAUU
Molecule: messenger RNA, 2822 nt
Organism: Ochotona princeps (American pika)
Lineage: Eukaryota; Metazoa; Chordata; Mammalia; Lagomorpha; Ochotonidae
Gene: GAN
Product: gigaxonin
Exons: 11
Coding region: 7-1923 (638 amino acids)
Biological process (GO): cytoskeleton organization
Molecular function (GO): protein binding
Source: RefSeq, a predicted model, not a curated record